AUGAAGGGACAUUAUAACAAUCCAGCAGUUAUCAGGCGAACUUAUCGAAUAACCGGUCGUAUUACUAAUGGUGAUAUUGAAAAUUUGCAGUCACCGAUGAUCAUUCAUCACUGUCAACAUCGAACUGUUUUUGAACUUAAUGAAGCUUCCAGAUCUAUGGAACGAGAACAAUGGCAUAGAUACAAACGAGAAGUGUUUGAAUCACUACAAUUUGCCGUUCUCAGUGGUCAAGCAGUUGAAAUGGAUAAAAUUAUAAUUAAGUGA
Brugia malayi is the source of this 264-nucleotide messenger RNA. RefSeq lists its product as uncharacterized. The record is from RefSeq and is a predicted model, not a curated record. The transcript is spliced from 3 exons. NCBI's taxonomy places the organism in Eukaryota, Metazoa, Nematoda, Chromadorea, Rhabditida, Onchocercidae. Bases 1 to 264 code for a protein of 87 amino acids.